Messenger RNA from Dovyalis caffra, 5643 nucleotides. NCBI's taxonomy places the organism in Eukaryota, Viridiplantae, Streptophyta, Magnoliopsida, Malpighiales, Salicaceae. The record is from the annotation of a GenBank genome assembly.
AUGGCUCCUAAAACUGGAAAGGCCAAGCCUCAUAAAGCUAAAGGAGAGAAAAAGAAGAAGGAAGAAAAAGUUUUGCCUACAGUCAUCGAAGCCACCGUUGAAACCCCAGACGAAUCUCAAGUGACUCUCAAGGGCAUCUCUACAGACAGGAUCUUAGAUAUAAGAAAGCUUUUGGGUGUGCAUGUCGAGACAUGCCAUUUGACCAAUUUCUCCUUAUCUCACGAGGUACGGGGACCCACACUCAAAGAUUCAGUGGACAUCAUCUCGCUCAAACCCUGCCACCUCACCAUUGUGGAAGAGGACUACACCGAAGACCAAUCCAUCGCUCACAUUCGGCGUCUCCUCGACAUUGUCGCCUGCACCACCUCAUUUGGCGUCUCUUCCACUUCUCCGAACAAAACAGCGGGUCGAACCGGAAAUUCUAAGGAGUCCGGUUCAAAGGAGACCGGUUCGACUGAGACAGGCGGAGAUAGCAAGAAAAGCGAGAACAAGAGCGGGAAGGAUGCUUGCACCGAAGGGAUGGAGAAAGCGGAUGCGGCGGUUUCCAUGUGUCGGCCGCCACGGCUUGGCCAGUUUUAUGACUUCUUCUCUUUCUCGCACCUCACGCCGCCGGUUCAAUAUAUCAGGAGAUCUAAUCGGCGUUUCCUUGAAGAUAAAACGGAAGAUGAUUUCUUCCAGAUAGACGUUAGGGUUUGCAGUGGGAAGCCAAUGACGAUUGUGGCAUCGCGGAAAGGAUUUUAUCCAGCUGGAAAACGCGUUCUUCUUUGUCACUCUUUGGUUAGUUUGUUGCAGCAGAUUAGCAGAAUUUUUGAUGCUGCAUACAAAGCUCUUAUGAAAGCUUUCACUGAGCAUAAUAAAUUUGGUAACCUUCCUUACGGUUUUCGGGCGAACACGUGGGUUGUUCCACCGGUUGUUGCUGAUAAUCCAUUUGUUUUUCCGCCACUUCCUGUGGAGGAUGAGAAUUGGGGAGGUAAUGGAGGAGGACAAGGAAGAGAUGGGAAACAUGAUUACAGGCCAUGGGCAAAGGAGUUUGCCAUUCUGGCAGCAAUGCCUUGUAAAACAGCAGAAGAGAGGCAAGUUCGGGACCGGAAAGCCUUUUUGCUUCAUAGUUUAUUUGUUGAUGUUUCUGUUUUUAAAGCUGUUGCAGCAAUCAAGUGUAUCCUUGAAAGUAAUCAGUGCUUUUUAAGUGAUCCUGUCAAGUCGGUUUUGCAUGAGGAAAGAAUUGGAGAUUUGAUUAUUAUCAUUACGAGGGAUGUGUCAGAUGCUAGCACCAAGUUGGAUUGUAAAAACGAUGGGUGUCAGGUUCUUGGAGUGUCACAGGAAGAGCUUGCUCGGAGAAAUUUACUUAAGGGCAUAACUGCUGAUGAAAGUGCAACUGUUCAUGAUACUCCCACUUUAGGUGUUGUGGUUGUUCGACAUUGUGGCUUCACAGCUGUUGUUAAAGUUUCUUCUGAGGUGAACUGGGAGGGGAAUCCUAUUCCCCAGGACAUUUCCAUAGAGGAUCACCCUGAAGGAGGUGCCAAUGCCUUAAAUGUUAAUAGCUUGAGAAUGCUAUUGCAUAAGCCAUCUAUGCCUCAAUCAUCUAGUACACUCCAGCGACUACAAGGUGGAGAUCUUGAAAAUUUACGCUCUGCUAGGUCUUUGGUGAGGAAGAUAUUAGAGGAUAGUUUGUUGAAGCUGCAGGAAGAAUCCAGCAAAUGCAAGAAGUCUAUCAGAUGGGAGCUAGGAGCAUGUUGGGUUCAACAUUUGCAAAAUCAGGCUUCAGGGAAAACUGAAGCUAAGAAAACUGAAGAUACUAAACCUGAACCUGCUGUCAAGGGGCUUGGAAAGCAAGGUGCAUUGUUAAGGGAGAUAAAGAAGAAAACUGAUGUCAGAACCAGCAAAACUGAAGAGGGAAAAGAUGUUUCUGCUGGUACCAACGUUGACAUGAGCAAAAACUCUGAUAGCACUAAUCAGAAUGAAUCGGAGAAAAAAGAUGAGGAAAUGGAAGUCAUGUGGAAAAAGUUGCUUCCUGAAGCAGCAUAUCUGCGACUUAAAGAAUCAGAAACCAGUCUUCACCUCAAGACACCUGAUGAGUUGAUUGAAAUGGCACAUAAAUACUAUGCUGAAAUUGCUCUUCCAAAACUGGUGGCAGAUUUUGGCUCCCUGGAACUGUCACCGGUUGAUGGAAGAACAUUGACAGAUUUUAUGCAUACAAGGGGUUUGCAGAUGUGUUCUUUGGGGCGUGUGGUUGAACUUGCUGACAAGCUCCCUCAUGUGCAAUCACUCUGUAUCCAUGAAAUGAUUGUCCGAGCCUACAAACACGUAUUACAAGCUGUUGUAGCAUCAGUUAAUAAUGCUACUGACUUGGCUGUUUGCAUUGCAUCAUGUCUAAAUAUAUUGUUAGGAACACCUUCAACUGAAAAUGAGGACACAGAUAUCAUAAUCGAUGAGAAACUAAAGUGGAAGUGGGUGGAAACCUUCCUUGUAAAGAGGUUUGGGUGGCAGUGGAAGCAUAAGAGCUGCCAGGAUCUAAGAAAGUUUGCCAUUCUUCGUGGACUGUCCCACAAGGUUGGCCUGGAGCUUCUUCCCAGGGACUAUGAUAUGGACAAUGCUUCUCCUUUCAAGAAGUCCGAUAUUAUAAGCAUGGUCCCUAUAUACAAGCAUGUUGCAUGUUCAUCUGCAGAUGGACGUACACUGCUAGAAUCAUCCAAAACUUCCUUAGAUAAAGGUAAAUUGGAGGAUGCUGUAAACUAUGGAACUAAGGCACUGUCAAAACUUGUGUCAGUCUGCGGCCCUUACCAUCGAAUGACUGCAGGAGCAUAUAGUCUUCUGGCUGUAGUUCUCUACCAUACUGGGGACUUUAAUCAGAUGACUAUCUUGUCUCUCGGCUUUGCUAUGGAUGAUCUAAGAGUAGCUGUACGCUUGCAAGUCCUAAAGAGCUUGGAUAUAAAGGUUAGAGUGUUUAAAGCUACCAUUUAUCAACAAAAAGCUUUGGAUAUUAAUGAGAGGGAGCUCGGACUUGAUCAUCCUGAUACAAUGAAAAGUUAUGGGGAUCUAGCUGUCUUCUAUUAUCGUCUUCAACAUACUGAAUUGGCCUUGAAGUAUGUCAAUCGUGCGCUGUAUCUUUUGCAUCUAACAUGCGGGCCAUCUCAUCCAAAUACUGCUGCCACGUAUAUCAAUGUAGCAAUGAUGGAAGAAGGAUUAGGGAACGUACAUGUUGCUCUUAGGUACCUUCAUGAGGCUCUCAAGUGUAACCAGAGACUACUUGGAGCGGAUCAUAUCCAGACUGCUGCCAGCUACCAUGCCAUAGCAAUUGCUCUGUCAUUGAUGGAAGCUUACUCCUUAAGUGUUCAGCAUGAACAGACUACACUGCAAAUACUGCAGGCCAAGCUUGGAACUGAGGAUCUACGCACACAGGAUGCAGCUGCAUGGCUUGAAUAUUUUGAGUCAAAAGCUCUGGAGCAGCAAGAAGCUGCACGCAAUGGUACUCCAAAGCCAGAUGCCUCAAUCUCCAGUAAAGGUCAUUUAAGUGUAUCAGAUCUUUUGGAUUAUAUAACACCGGAUGCGGGUAUGAAAGCAAGAGAAGCUCAAAAGAAAGCUCGUGCAAAGGUUAAAGGCAAACCAGGCCAAAAUGGGGACACAAUCUCAGAUGAAUACCAAAAGGAUGAAAUUUUGUCACCAACUUAUCCUGUUGUUGAGAAUUCAAGUGAUAAAGAAAACAAAUCUGAAACACAAUUCGCAGAGCCUAGGAAUGAAAAAUCUGAUUCAGGUCUUCCAGAUCAGUCAUUGUUGAAGAGGAGUGAUGAUAUGACACAAGAGGAAGACUCGGAUGAAGGAUGGCAAGAAGCUGUUCCUAAAGGCCGUUCACCUACAAGCCGCAAAUUUUCUGGUUCAAGGAGGCCAAGCCUAGCAAAAUUGAAUACCAACUUUAUGAAUGUACCCCAGUCAUCAAGAUUCCGAGGAAAGCCUUUUGCAUCCCCUAAAACAUCACCAAAUGAUCCUGCUGCUUCCACUGGACUGACAGUUCCUGUUCCUAAGAAGUUUGUUAAGAGUGCCAGCUUCAGUCCAAAAGUAAAUGACUCUGGUGUCUCUACUGGUGGAGCAGAGAAAUCAGGCAACCCUAAAUCAGCCCCAGGUACCCCUGCCUCAACUGAACAAGUUGCCAAAGCAAGUCCAAUCAGUGUUCAGGCGGCUGGAAAAAUGUUUUCCUAUAAAGAAGUUGCUUUGGCUCCUCCUGGGACAAUAGUCAAGGCAGUAGCAGAACAGUUGCCGAAAGGAAAUCUUCCAAUGGAACCGGGUACUCAGGGUAGCAAUGAGACAGCUGCAACUGAUGUCACAUCAGGAGAGGUGACGGCAUUAAAAGCUGCAGAGGUACAAAAAUUUCAGAAACCGGAAGGAGAGAGACAGCUUCCAGCUUCAGAGGGAAUGAUAAGUCCUGUCGAUCAAGAGAAAGAAACAGAAUCUGCUGUUGAGGAUCGCAAAGAUACAGAAGAUGGAGGUGCUGAAAUUAAAACAGGUGCUGUUAAAGUUACAACCCCAGAAGCUGGAAAUAUUUCAGUAUUGGGUAAUGAGAAUUUGGAUACUUCUAAGGAUCCAAAUACCUUGUCUUCCCCAACAGAAGUGCCUGAAUCACGAGCAUCAGAAGGUUUACCAGCAGCUUCCCCUGAUCUGGAACCUCAAUCUACUUCAACUGAAAAUGCUGGUUUACUGGAAAAAGAUGCUUCAACUACAAAUGAAAAGGCAGAAGAUGAGAAUACUCAGGAUCCAUCUAAUGACAAUGCAAAUGCUAAGACAUUGUCAACUGAAGGAGGAAAGCAAGACGAAGCAGAAACUGGAAAGGAGACAACCAAGAAACUUUCUGCGGCUGCACCACCAUUUAACCCAUCCACAAUUCCAGUUUUUGGUUCAGUUACUGUUCCAGGAUUCAAUGAUCAUGGAGGACUUCUUCCUCCACCAGUGAUUCCUCCACUGCUUACUGUCAAUCCUGUUCGCAGAUCUCCUCAUCAGUCAGCAACAGCUAGGGUUCCAUAUGGUCCGAGGCUGUCUGGUGGUUAUAACAGAUCUGGAAGUCGAGUUCCACGUAACAAGCCGAGCUUCCACAAUGGUGAGCAGACAGGGGAUGGGAAUCAUUUCAGCCCUCCUAGAAUAAUGAACCCACAUGCAGCCGAGUUUGUGCCUGCCCAACCUUGGGUUCCCAAUGGCUAUCCAUUGCUACAAAAUGGUUAUAUGGCUACCACAAACGGUUUGCCAGUAUCUCCAAAUGGCUUCCCCCUUUCCCCUACCAGUAUUCCUGUGUCACCAGAUGGAUAUGCAGCACCAUUCAAUGGGUUUCCAGCCUCUCCGGUCAGUUCAGUAGAAACACCCACAUUAGUUUCUGUUGACGGUGGUGAAAACAAGAGUGAAGCUACGUCAGAGAAUGGUACUGAAAAUUCUGCAAUCGAAGUAGGAGUUGAAAACAAGUCAGGUGAGAAAGAGCAUCAAGAAGAUCAAGAAGAUGAUGCAAAUCCUGAAAUAGGAGAAAAGCCUGCUAAUGUCCCGGAGACUAGUGAUACUGUGGUAGCAAAAGAAACUUGUGAUAGCGUGCCAAGCGAGGAGAAACCAGGCAAGUGUUGGGCAGAUUACAGCGAUAGCGAAGCUGAUAUUGUUGAGGUUGCAAGUUGA